AGUACGACGUUCGAGCCCACUGCCUGCAUUACGGUCACAAGAUGUGAUGGGGCGCCAGCAUCCCAGUCCACGGCGGGUCAUUGGUUCAACCCUCUGAUGCUGACGUGGGGUCAACGGCCAGCCAGCGGUGGGCCACUCUUCAGCUUGCUACUGCGGUCAGUCGUCUUGGCUCCCGACACUCUCUGGAGACAUCCCGAGGUGAGGGCCGCAGAUUCGGACAACGGAUCAGGGGCACUUGUUCGUCGCUGCGAUCUCAGCCGUGCCAGCGAGAAGAAGGAUGCAGUUGGCUGCCUGCAGCUCACACCGAGGAGCACUGAGUCGGCAGUGACGCAGACCGCUGAGCCAACUUCUGGCAUCCUGACAAUGGCGCAACUCUGCUGGCAUACAAGGCCGGCUCAACACAGCACUGCGUUACACGGGCCACUGGGGUGCUUCCUCAGCAUUGCAGGGCCCUGUGACACAGAGCAAGAGGAACAAGGGCACUGUAGCUAAAAAACAAU
Messenger RNA from Schistocerca piceifrons (Central American locust), 500 nucleotides. RefSeq lists its product as uncharacterized. The transcript is spliced from 2 exons. The record is from RefSeq and is a predicted model, not a curated record. The coding region runs from base 97 to 492 and encodes 131 amino acids. Lineage: Eukaryota; Metazoa; Arthropoda; Insecta; Orthoptera; Acrididae.